Molecule: messenger RNA, 219 nt
Organism: Arabis nemorensis
Lineage: Eukaryota; Viridiplantae; Streptophyta; Magnoliopsida; Brassicales; Brassicaceae
Source: the annotation of a GenBank genome assembly
AUGGAUCAAGCUACCAAAGCGAAAGAGAUUCGGUCAGUGGAGUUGCCGACUCUCCCAAACCGAAUGUUUGCUGUUGGACAUGAGCCUAUGGAAAUUCAGGUAACAACAUAUCACCCAUCUGACAGGAUUCGCGUUAUUCUCAAUGCUUUGGAAGAAGAGAAAAUUGUGUAUCUACGAACCGUUUUUGUAAUUCCGGCGAGUUGCUAUGAGUUGACAUAG